AUGAUCUCGGCUUUCCAGCCAUUCGCCUCUUCCUCAAGUUUUUGCCAUAUCGUAUUCCUUCACGAAUUCCAUUCAACCGCUGCCAAUAUGUUCAAACGCACUCCUUUCGCGACCCCUGAGUAUGCAUUCUCGGGUCUUUCCUAUUGCCCUCCUUAUUCCCGGGACCGGCAGGUCCCAGUGGCCGAAUAUCCUGCGGUUUGCCAUUUUCUAGACCGCGGAGGCAUCCCAGGCUGCCUCUCGAAGCUGAACACGAUAUUUGGGGAAUGCCGAAGAAUCCAGGAAAAGCCCACAUGGGUUCCGAAGCACUCCUUUACUCACCAUGACACUUUAAAGCUGCGUGGAUGA
Molecule: messenger RNA, 345 nt
Organism: Uncinocarpus reesii 1704
Lineage: Eukaryota; Fungi; Ascomycota; Eurotiomycetes; Onygenales; Onygenaceae
Exons: 2
Coding region: 1-345 (114 amino acids)
Source: RefSeq, a predicted model, not a curated record